This is a messenger RNA of Limulus polyphemus (Atlantic horseshoe crab), 2010 nucleotides long. Its product is annotated as UV excision repair protein RAD23 homolog B-like. The record is from RefSeq and is a predicted model, not a curated record. The coding region runs from base 123 to 1292 and encodes 389 amino acids. Gene Ontology annotation, biological process: proteasome-mediated ubiquitin-dependent protein catabolic process; nucleotide-excision repair. Gene Ontology annotation, cellular component: cytosol; nucleoplasm. The transcript has 8 exons. Gene Ontology annotation, molecular function: proteasome binding; ubiquitin binding; polyubiquitin modification-dependent protein binding. Lineage: Eukaryota; Metazoa; Arthropoda; Merostomata; Xiphosura; Limulidae.
AUGACGUCACAUUUUAAUGGCGACCACUGUAUGGCGUUUUGUGUAAUAAGUAGUAGUUUGACUACUUUUCGCACUUUAUUUAGAAAAUAUAUUUGUCUAAUUGUUUCUAGGUACAAAUCAAUAUGAUUAUAACUCUGAAAACACUCCAGCAACAAACUUUCAAGAUCGAAAUUGAUCCGUCAGAAACUGUCAAAGUUUUUAAAGACAAAAUAGAAACAGAGAAGGGGAAAGACUAUCCAUCAUCAUGUCAGAAGCUAAUUUAUGCUGGAAAGAUUCUUAGUGACGACAACAAAAUUAGUGAAUACAACAUAGACGAAAACAAAUUUGUUGUCAUAAUGGUCACGAAGCCCAAACCUGGAGCAAAUGAUAGUCAAUCUUCACAAAAAAGUUCCACAUCACCAUCAUCAGGUGCUGAAGCUUCUUCAGGUGUAUCACAAACAUCUGGUACUUCUGUAGCAGAUAUUAAGCAGUCACCAAGUGUUUCAGAAACAGCACCCGAAAAGAAAGAUUCUUUAGCAUCAGAAAUAACAAGUCCCACUAACACAACUGCUGCCAUGAUUACGUCUGCAUCAGGUGCAAGUUUUAAUCUUAGUUCAGCAGAAUCAAGCCUGGUGAUGGGAGAAGAUUAUCAGAAAAUAGUGCAACAAAUAAUGGAAAUGGGCUAUGAAAGAGAACAAGUUGAGCGAGCACUUCGAGCGAGCUACAAUAAUCCAGAUAGAGCUGUAGAAUAUUUACUUACCGGUAUCCCUUCUCACCAGGAAUCUUCACAGCCUUCAACUGAAGAAAGAGAAGCAACUGCUCCAGCGCGUAACCCAUCUUCCAACACUAGUACUAAUGUUUCAGCAACAGAAAGUGAAGAAGAUCCUCUAGCUUUUCUGAGGUCUCAGCCCCAAUUCCAACAGAUGCGGCAGGUCAUUCAGCAGAAUCCCCAGCUAUUAAAUGCAGUCCUUCAGCAGAUUGGACAGAGUAAUCCUCAGCUUCUUCAGGUGAUAUCACAAAACCAGGAAGCCUUUGUUAGAAUGCUGAAUGAACCUGCAACAGGUUCAAGUGGAGGUGGGAAUGCUGGAAACACUGGUAGUCAGGCUGCAGGCCAGGGCACUGGCAGUAGUGGGAUCCCUGCUGCCUUUGAAGGUGGGGUCACUGCCCAGGUUACUCCUCAAGAUAAGGAAGCCAUUGAGCGUCUCAAAGCUCUAGGAUUUCCUGAGUAUCUGGUCAUUCAAGCUUAUUUUGCUUGUGACAAGAAUGAAAAUCUAGCAGCAAAUUUCCUUCUGUCUCAAAAUUUUGACGAUUGACAGCAACUGUAUUGUCAGAUUUCACCUGUUUUAGAAAACUUUAUGGAGUUUGCAACAUCACUAAGACAACCUUAGGAAAAACCUGGCAAAAACCUAACAGGCAUGCUUGCAACCUCAUGAUAUCAUUCACUUUAACUCAAGAAAAAAAAAAACAUACUGCUCUAGUGGGCAAUAGAAAAACUGGUCUGUUUUUGUUGUACCCUUUUGAAGUUAUUCUUCUAAAGUUGUACACUUGUUGAAUUGCAUCUUCAAAAAAAAAUAGACAUAAAACAAAGAGAUAUUAUGUUUUUAAUUUACAAGUGCUAUUAAUGUAAUUGGGAGGGAUGUAGAAUUGUUUCUUUGAUCUUUUAGAACAUUAGCAGUUACAUCAUACAAAUUAGAGACAAAAGUAUAAUAUAAUGUAUCAGUACAAUCACUGUUUGUUUUACUAAUAUUAAUUGUUAAUAGAAUUCUGAAAGAUUUAUGCAUUUGCUUAGUUUUUCCUGAUAAGCUUUUAAAUCAAGGUCUCUUCCUAGUUAGAAAGCAAAUUUUCCAAAUUUCUAAGAAUGUACUAUAAUAUUUGGAAUGUUUGAUUGUGCUUUAUUUUGUUUGUCUGCUAAUCAUCUACAGAAAAUUAAGCUUAAAAUAAACUAAACAAGUGUAUUUGAAUUUCAUCUGUUUUUGCAAUAUGUUCAAAAACUAUCUGUGUUCAGUAACAAAAUAAACAUAGAUAAAAAUA